AUGCCAGAUAAAGCUUUUCGUAGUCAUUGUAAUCAAAGAACCUAUGAUAUGACUUCAUAUUACUUGGCAUCAUGUUUAUCAUCAAUGACAAAUGAUAAUUCCAAAUCAUCAAAUAAUGCAAUGUGUAUGGUAAGCGAAUGGUCAUCAUGGUCACAUUGUUGUGUAACAUGUGAUACAGGAAUGCGUAUUCGUUCUCGUACAAUGUUAAAAGGUCGAGAUAAUCCUCAAUGUCAAUCAGAAUAUCAAUUAAUGGAAAAAGAAACAUGUCAUGGAAUGAAACCAUCAUGUCAACAAGGCCGUUUAACAGAUAUAAUAGAAAAAAAAACGUAUAUUGGUUGUGGUGCUAAUGAUGAUAAUUUUCUUACACGUGAUGCAUGUGAAGAUACAUGCGAUAUUUUAUUACGUGGACGAACAGAGGAUGGUAAAGAUACACGUUGUAUGACAUUACCAUGGUCAGAAUGGAGUGCUUGUUCAUCUGUUUGUAGACAAGAAUUUCGUGAUUGUGAAGUACUUUCUGAUUCAGCACAAAUAUAUCGUUUAUCAGAUACACGAAAAACAAUGAUUAAAAGUAUGGAAACAGCUGAAAAAAAAAAUAAAUGUAUUCAACCAUUUGAACCAGGUCCAUGUACAAAAUUUAUUAAUCGAUUCUCUUUUGAUGUAACAACACGUAAAUAUUCAAACUUCCAAUACGAUGAAUGUAGAGACGAUGAAAAUAAUUUUAUGACACAAGAUGAAUGUGAAGCUAUGCGGGAUGAACUUAUUCAAAAUCAUAAAUCAAGUAUAGGUUUUUUUUCUAAGACGCAUGAUCGUUUUUUUCUUAUUUCAAUUAGUGAAUGGUCAUCAUAUAUGAAUGCUAUCUGUCAUCAAGUAGGUACACAAAUUCGAACAAGAAUGUAUGCAAAUAAACGAGCAGCUAUGGCUGCACAUUGUACAGAACAUUUGGAACAACAAUGUACACUUGAUGGUGAUAAUAAUCAGUCGAAAAAUAAACAGAAAGAAAUGAUGAUGACGAGUCUUUGGUCAAAACAAUCACAUCCAAAAGAUUGGCUACCUGAACAUCUUCAUUGGUCUGAUAUCAUUGGAGCUGUUCAUAGUGAAGAAUAUUCAUUGUGGAAUUUUGGUGAUAUUGCAAGUAAUGGUCUUAAACAAACUAAAUUGGGUGUUAUUCGUAAUUUGAUGAUUGUACUUGGUCUUUGGACAGUUAAUACAAAUAACUAUGAAGAAUUACAUCAUCCAAUUGAUGCUGGAACAGAUAUGGGCGUUCGAUAUGAUGGUCCUAAACGACCGGAGAAUCCGCGCAAUCAACCACCUCCAUUUGCUAAAUUGAGUAUUAAACGAAUUAUGGUACAAGGUGUAGCUUGUCCAAAUGGUCGACCAUAA
Molecule: messenger RNA, 1380 nt
Organism: Rotaria sp. Silwood1
Lineage: Eukaryota; Metazoa; Rotifera; Eurotatoria; Philodinida; Philodinidae
Source: the annotation of a GenBank genome assembly